AUGAAUGUGGUCAUCUUAAAAAGCCAAAAAACCGAUGGCAUGCAACUGAGUUUGCUACUCAAUACGAUCCCUAUCUUGAUCGCAACCCUCAUCAUUCUUGUUGUUGGAAGUUCUGUGAAUAUGGGUACUGUUGUGAACGCAGCUAUCUCAACUGCUUGUGUUGUGCUCUACUUCUGUUGCUUUGUCAUGGGAUUUGGGCCAAUUCCCAACAUACUCUGUGCAGAGAUAUUUCCCACCCGAGUUCGAGGCCUCUGCAUUGCCAUCUGUGCCCUCGCAUUUUGGAUCAGUGAUAUCGUUGUUACUUAUACACUCCCUGUGAUGCUCACAUCGGUUGGCCUUGCUGGAGUCUUUGGCAUGUAUGCUGUUGUGUGUGUUAUAUCAUGGAUUUUUGUCUUCUUGAAGGUUCCGGAAACCAAGGGCAUGCCCCUUGAAGUGAUUACUGAGUUCUUUUCUGUUGGUGCAAAGCAGGCAGCAGCUGCUGCCAAGAACAACUAA
Messenger RNA from Ilex paraguariensis (yerba mate), 495 nucleotides. Lineage: Eukaryota; Viridiplantae; Streptophyta; Magnoliopsida; Aquifoliales; Aquifoliaceae. The record is from the annotation of a GenBank genome assembly.